This is a messenger RNA of Paramecium octaurelia, 4147 nucleotides long. NCBI's taxonomy places the organism in Eukaryota, Ciliophora, Oligohymenophorea, Peniculida, Parameciidae. The record is from the annotation of a GenBank genome assembly.
CAUAUUAAGAUGAAAGGCUCAGAGAAUUAGUACAAACAAGAAUAUCCAAACUUGAUUGCUUGUUUUAUUAGAAACACCUAUCAUUUACCCUUAAUAAAGGCAGACUUACAGGACAAAAUAGAAGAAUAAUUUGAUCAAGAGUAAAUAGAAAAUGAAUACACAAUUGAUACAAAUCUAUAGAUAGAAUAAGCAGAAAUCUUUAAAUGCUUUAAUCCUGAGGCCCUUAAUGAAGCUCUAUUUUAAAACGCCACAAUCCUUAGAAAAUUUGGUAGAAUCAGAUCGUUGAUAUCUAGAGGUUAGUAUUUAGCAGUCGGGAGUAAUUUAGGAGCGGUACUUAAUUUUUAUAUUGGUGCUGAUCCUCCAAACAAGUCAUACAUUGAAUUGAAAAGUCAAUUGCUUUAUGCAGCAGAAAUUUGCUAAACAGAACAUGGUAGUGUAAACUAAUUAAGUUUUAAUUUAUCUCAAUAGCAACUUUCUGUUGGAUUUGAUAAUGGGGUUAUAGGAAUAUAUGAUGUUGUAAAUAUGAAACAUUUGAAAUGGGUUAAGGUACAUUAGAUAAGAAUAGUUUCCUUGGGAUAUGUUAAUGAAAAUACAUUUGUGUCAGGAGAUGAAUAAGGCAAUUGUUUUAUGACCAGGUGUGCCAAAGGUAGAAUAUUCUAUGAUUUGGAUUCUCAAUUCAUUAUUAAAUCAUAACCAAUGUCUAUCAUCAGGUCUAUUCCUAUCAAAUGUAAGCCUUUAUUCAAUUUUCCUGAAUAUACUAUUGUUGCUUUGGGUAAUGGAUACAAGUGUUGGGUUCUUAGGAUUCAAGAUUCAAAUGUCACUUAAUUUACAAUCUUAGCAGACUUUUAAAAUGAUGCUCCAGAAAAUAAUUAGUGUGUUCUGGAAUGGGAUAUUCUUAAAAUUGAUGAUAAAGAUAAAUUAGUUUUAGGAAUCUCCUGGACAAAUUAGACUAAAUCCUUUUUAUUCUAAGGAACUGAAUAUGUGGAGGGUAAAAUAAGAGCAAAUUUUAAAUUACUGAAAGAAAUCAAGCUGUCUGCAAACGUAAAAUUAAAUAAAAUUAUUAGUUUAUAUAUAUGAAUUCAAUUUAUAAUGAUUUGGUUUUGUUAUUAACUGAAAAAGGAACAGUGUACACUAGCAAUUUUUCAAAUUAUAAGACUUAAAAGAUUAUGCAAAUGGAAUAAUUUGAACCUUUGCCUCUUAUGUAUUGGAAAGAUAAUAAAUACGAGAGUUAAUUUAAUGUAUGCAUUUCAAAUAAUGAAAUUCUCUAAGAAAUAUACAUUUUAACAAGUCAAAAUGUUACAGUGUUGAAAUACUAUAAAUUCGAGGAUAAAAUUCGACAUUUUAUGGAAAAUCAAUAAUUCUUAUUGUGUUUUUAAUUGAUUUUAUGUAUACAUAAAAAAGUGUUUAUGGAAUUUGAUAGAUAAAAGUUACUAUUAUUUGCACAAUAAAUAAUUGAUUUGUAUAGUAAAUAGAUAGCUAGAUUACAAAUUGGUGGUAAAUCAGAAGAAGCAAAGAAAAGAGGAAUUUCCUUAGUAAAAUUCAUUAUUGAUAUUGGUACAGAACAAUAUUUAAGCUCUGUAUGCGAUUUACUAUCGAAAACUUUGAAUGAUGAAUCUACUUUCUUUUUGAGUAUUGUGGAACCCUUCAUUAUUAAUAAAUAAUUCAAAUUCAUCCCUGAUGAAAUUCUGUUAAAACUAAUAUCUCUGUUGAAAGGUCAGAAAGCGAAGAUUUUCUUAUUGCUUAAUUAAUUAGAUCUUAAUCGAGUGAAUUACUCAAUUUAUUUAUAAGCUUGUUUAGAAAGCUAAUUGUUUUCCCCUAUGAUUUAUUUGUGUACUAGUUCAGCCAAAAAUGAGUUUUUAACUCCAUUAUUUUAAAUAUGGAACUAUAGCAUGAAAUAAUCGUAAUUGGAGAACUUUGAAGAAGAAAUCAUAAGUGUUAGAAAAGUGAUUUCUUUCAUUGAGUAUAUUUUGAUGGGCAAACUCUAUGAUGGUACAACAAUCCCAAUUUCUACUUUGAAAGUAAAAUAAUUAAAGAUAAAUCUAGAGUACUAUUGAAAUGAUGGUUGUAUGGAUUUUUGAGGAGAAUAAUCUAAGGAGAAUGAUAUGGGUUGACCCUUAUGGGGCAUUUUAUAUAUUGUAUCAAAUAAUGUCAAUAACAAAAUUACAUUAAAUUGAAUUGGAUCAUUCUAAAUAAUUGUAAAUGUUUGAUAUAUUUAAGGAACGUGAUCUAAAGUGUAUUGAAAAUGUUUAUGAAUCCAACUUAUCGUUGGAAAUUUCAAUAAUAAGAAUUUGAAAUUUAAUAGUAAUUUAACGACAUAAGAGGAUAUGAAAACUAUGAUGUUCAAACCGGCUAUUCAUUCUUUGUAAUUAAGGUUAUCUUUAUUUUGAAAUUGGAAGUAGAAUUCGAUAUAAUGAUGGACAUUUUACUAUUUUGUACAUUCAAUAAAUCUUUCCUUUUCUAUAUAGAUUAUCGAUCUUAUGCAGAAGUGAUUGAAAAAAGCGAGUUAGCUUAAUUAGAAUAACAUUAAAGUCAUUCCGAAAUUAUUGAAUAUUUUUAAUAACGAUUAAUGCUUAAAUUUGUGCAUAUUUUGGUUAAUAAAAUCAAAACUACAAAGCAUAAGGAACAAAUAGAAAUGUUAAAUGGAUUCCAAGAUCUAAAAUAAAUACCAUUAAUAUAGGCGUACCUAUAUUAAUAUGUUGGAGAAUAUCAAACCCCAGUUUCUAUUUACUUGAAGUCUAAUAAUAUUUUAGUUUAAAAGUAAGUCUUCAAAUAUUUACAUGAUACUCUAAUCUCGAUGGUAUAUCAUAUAAACUAUUAUAGUAUGGCAAGGAAACAUAUGCUAAACUUAAUGGAAUGAUCGUAUCAAAAUUAUAAGAUUUACUAAAUUUAGAUAUCCAAAAAACUAGAGAAUUAAUUUGUUAAUUUUAAAAAGACAAUGAACUCUAAAUCAUCGAAAAAUUAAGUUAGAACAAGAAAUUACAAUUAAAAUACAUUGAGACAGUAAUAAAAAAGGAUCUCAAUUCUGAAUUCGGUUUAAGUAAUAUUCUGUUGACAAAACAUAUAGAAGUAAAUUCAUCAAUUAUCUUAAAUAGCUCUUGUGUGAAUUGGAACCUGAAAGUGUAUUACUCUAAUUGUAGAAAAUUAAUUAUCCUUUGGAAGAGGUAUUGGAGAUUUGCAAAAAAUAUCAAAAUAUCGAAUCAACUGCCUACGUUUAUUGCAGAUUGGGUUUUAUUGGAGAUGCAGUUCAAUUAUAGAUUGUUCUCUUAAGAAAUAUGAUAACUAAAGUAAUCGUUAAAUAAAAAAAUGUUGAUACUAUUGAAAAAAGAGAAUAUGAAGAGUUGGAAAACAAAAUGAAUGAGAUUUCAGAUAUAUGUCAAUAUCAUUCAGACAAUCCAGAUAGGAGUUGGUAUUUCUAUUUAGAUAGUCUUAUUGAAUUAAAUAAUGAGAUAUCAGAAGUUUAGCUAAAUAAAAUAGUAAUUAAAAAAAUUGGACAAUUAUUUGAAGUAACUAAUUAAUAAAAAAUAUAUAGGAUAUUUCUACCCACACAUCUUUAGAUUUAUUUGCAUAACGAUUAGGUACUAGAUAUAGUAAUAUUAAUAUUAAGGAGUAUAAAGGAAAUUUUAUUAAGUUAGUCAACACAUUCUCCUAUCAACAUUAUUUCAUUUAAAAUGCAAAAUUUAUAAUUUAACGUUUUUUCAAUAUGGAAUCACAGAACUUUUUGAGAUCUCACCUUGAAGGACAUUUUACAGUAAACUAUUGUGACAUUUGUAAUAAACAAAUAGAAACUAAGGGAUAUAAGUAUUUAUGUGGCCAUUUUAUUCAUGUUGAAUGUAAACAGAAGGAUCAUUAAGCAUGUUCAAAAUGCUUAUAAUCUGAGAGUUUCUUUUUACAACACACAGUUUAAAAAUAGAAGUUAAAAAUUAGUAGAAUGAAAAAUGAUGAACAAAUUAAAUAAGUAGAUACAAAAUAAUUAAGUAAUCAAAUUAUUCUAUACACAGAUCCCACACAUUAAAGGUAAAAGGAGGAAAAAGCAGAAAUAACAAUCAAUAAUUCAGGGAAGCUAUCCCUCUUUGAUCUUGAAAGAGAAAAGAAAUACGAUUUGAGAAUGGAGUCAGAUAUUGGUAAAUUAGUCAAAGCUGAUAUGUGA